Meleagris gallopavo (turkey) is the source of this 2796-nucleotide messenger RNA. Lineage: Eukaryota; Metazoa; Chordata; Aves; Galliformes; Phasianidae. The record is from RefSeq and is a predicted model, not a curated record.
AUUGACAGCCUGUCUGCCUUUGUAGUGUCUAUAUCAAAGCAAUACAAUACUGUAUAUACACUAUAUAUUAAAACUGAGAUUAUAUUUAAAGGCUUUUUCUUGAGAGAUAAUGUAUGAUUAUUUUGUUAUAACAGAUGGGGAAAUGAAUAUGAAGAGAAUUGUAUCACUGAAUAAUAGAUGUUUUUAAAUACUGAAAUACUGUAUAUGAUAGCUUAGUUACUGUGUUGUGUUUAAAAACUUUUGAAUAUGUUUAAUAAUUGUGCUUUCAAAAUAAAUCUUAGAAUUUUGUUGUACUUAUAGUGUGGCAUUGGAUCUGUUAUUUUUCACAUUUAAAAAAGGCAAUGUUUUUUCAGCAUAUGGAAGAGAGGGUGUGAAGAUGAACUUCAUAGAUAGGAUCUUUGUUGGUGAAUUGACUAGCACUGUCAUGUGUGAGGAAUGUGAAAAUAUUUCAACAGUAAAAGAACCUUUCAUUGAUCUUUCACUUCCUAUAAUAGAGGAGAGGGUUGCAAAACCUGUGCCUUUGGGAAGAACAAAUAAAAGUAAAAGUGUGCAUGAAGCAGAUCUCGGACAGUAUACCUGUUCUUCCAUCAGUACACUGAAUAAUCAGCCCAAAAUUGUCAAGAAACAUGCUUCAACAAAAGAUAAGAAUCAGUUGAACCAGGAGAGAAGGCUUGCCAGAAAAGCUUCCUCUAAUGAAGAAGAAAGAAGCCCUGUUAUCAUUCAGGAAAGAUCCAAAAAGCCAGAGCUGGAAGAUAGCUCUAGUGUGCUGUACUCCAAAGACACAACUGUGGAAUCUGCCAUGAAUGGGAGUCAGACAGAGGGCAGCGAGAAGGAAGCCAGCCGCUCUGAAAGUAGCUUUGAUGCAGACAGUGAAGCCUCUGAAAGUGAAAGUGCUUCUAAGCAAACAGCUGUUAGCUCAUGCAGCAACACAUCUGCUUUGCAUGUCAACCACAUCAAUGUUAAAAUGCCACACACCAAACCAAGUGACAGUAACGAUGAGAAGAUUUCCAGUGCCAUAUCCAAACUCAGUUUCUGUGAUACUAUAAACGAAGAUGAAAAGUCAAGCUUUGGUGAUCCAGGUUUAUCGAAUAAUUCCAUGUUCUCAGCAGACAAGUCCUCGUUGUCCUCAAACCCUCAAAACGCUUUUCAGACGCUUUCCCAGAGCUAUAUAACUAGCUCCAAGGAGUGUUCUGUCCAGUCCUGCCUUUACCAAUUUACCUCUGUAGAGCUGUUAAUGGGAAACAACAAGCUUUUGUGUGAGAGCUGCACAGAAAGGAAACAGAAGUAUCAGAAGAAAUCCAACUCCUCAGAAAAGAAAAUGGAAGGUGUCUACACGAAUGCUCGGAAACAGCUACUGAUUUCUUCGGUUCCUGCUAUUCUUAUUCUCCAUCUGAAAAGAUUCCACCAGGCUGGUUUGAGUCUACGGAAAGUAAACAGGCACGUGGAUUUCCCACUGAUUUUAGACCUAGCACCAUUUUGUUCUGCUUCUUGUAAGAACGUUACAGAUGGCGCAAGAGUGCUGUACAGCCUUUAUGGAAUAGUGGAGCACAGUGGGUCAAUGAGAGGCGGUCAUUAUGCGGCUUAUGUGAAAGUCAGAACGCCCUCCAAGAAAUUACUGGAGCAUAUUUCCUCCACAAAAAACGUGCUAGGUUUAAAAGAAGCCAUGGGAGCAUCAGCAGGACAGUGGGUGUAUGUUAGCGAUGCCCACGUUCAGAUGGUUCCAGAAUCACGAGUACUAAAUGCACAAGCAUAUCUGCUUUUUUAUGAAAGAUUACUGAUAUAAUUCUCAACAGUUUAAUUAAAAAAAAAAAAGAAACUACUGUAGUGGUUAUUUAGUUUCUCUUAUUUAAAGUUGCAGUAGAAGGAGUACCUGUAAAUAUUGUGCCUUUAUCUUGCAGAGAAUUUACCAUAUGUUGACUCUGAAAUUCAGUCAAGCUAUUAUAAAUAUCUGAAUGGUUCCUUUAAAAUAUGCACUUUGUCACACAUUUUAAUUUUACAGUUAGAAUGUAAGAUGAUGUUCUAUCCUAGUGAAGUCAGUAGAAACUUUUGUUGUUGAUUUUAACGAAGAUAAGCUUUCACCCGUAGUUCCAGAACAGGUGAGAAUAAAAAUGCUGAUAGUGUUAAGUGCCUGGAUUUGCUGCUGUACAGUAACAAUAUAAAGUACUUGAACUGCUUUUCAGUUGAGACUUUAUCCUUCCCAUCCCUGGGUUGGAUGUCUGCUGUUAGGAUUUCUACAAACAAGUACAUGUCAAAGCAUGUAGCCUGCAGAUGUAGUAAUUUGGAAAGCAGUGUUUCCAGAACGGAACAACAAUAGAUGUCUCUGGGUAAUGCUGCUGUGCACUUUCCCAGUAUGUUGUUGGAAAUAGGUUGGGAAAGUAUUAAAAUAUUGCUUCUGCAGUGUGACAGUGUAGGUAGUUUACACCUGUUCAGCUGUCUCCAACAAGUGCUGGUAUAGCCGUGUACUCCUGUCUUAAUGUAAAUAUAUACUGUGGUGUGCAUGUAUAUAUUCUCUAAGAUAAAUAUAUACAUAUAUAUAUGCACACCAUAAAUCCAUCAAUAUAUGUUGUCAUUUUACCUAUUAGGAUAGGAAGGAAUUGCAAACACUUCUGUAUUUAGUAAAUUUUCAAAUUCAUGAUUGUGACAGAUGUACAGCGUAUGAUGAGCUUGUGUAUGAAUAUGUAUGGGGUUUAAGUGUAACUGGAUAAUUCUGUUACUUUUGGUUCCAAACAUUAAUUUGUUUAUCUGUUCCUGAAUAUUUUUCUCAUGGGGAGUAAUAAACUAUAAAUUAUUUUUGCA